AUGCUAGUGCUCUGGACUGCGCGAGAGGUUAGGAGGCGGGUCUGGGAUGGUGUUGUUGGUGAUCCAUUGGUUUCACAUCGGCUUAGGGAGCAAGGAGUAAGGACGCGAGCGAAUAAGAAGGAGAGGCGAGGUCCUUCUGUGGAGACGGACAAAAAAGCAAUGAGCUCACCGCUUGAUGGCGAAAUGAAGCAGCAGAGGAAUGGGAAGAGGAAACGAAAUCAUGCGCAGAAUAGUGACUACGGGAAUGCGAAAAGACGCUCGGUGAAAGAGGAGAGAGAUGAUAGUACGGAUGUGCAAGACGACGAGCAGCAGCCCGGUUCCAGCAGCAGCAGCACUGAGGUGCCGCACCUCGCCGACAACUUCACCAGUACCGCUAAGGUUGCUGAUUUAAAAUGCUUUGAGCGCUACUGA
This is a messenger RNA of Gongylonema pulchrum, 411 nucleotides long. The record is from the annotation of a GenBank genome assembly. NCBI's taxonomy places the organism in Eukaryota, Metazoa, Nematoda, Chromadorea, Rhabditida, Gongylonematidae.